Botrytis porri is the source of this 726-nucleotide messenger RNA. RefSeq lists its product as uncharacterized. The record is from RefSeq and is a predicted model, not a curated record. Bases 1 to 726 code for a protein of 241 amino acids. The transcript is spliced from 3 exons. NCBI's taxonomy places the organism in Eukaryota, Fungi, Ascomycota, Leotiomycetes, Helotiales, Sclerotiniaceae.
AUGUCCUCAAUUCGUCUCAAGCGGUCUGGAUCUGGCAAUUUGGAUGCGCGUUCAGCAAAAAAGUCGCUCGUAAUCAAAUUUCCGGUUGCACAUAUGAGCCUCGUGGAUGCAGUCGAUAUAGCAGCCAGAUACAAUGAAACUUUGUUUGCCAAGCAUACCCAAGAAGAAUCUUUGAAAGCUCGCAUGACUAUCUCGUCUGCCUUUUCUGCCAAAUAUAUAAAGUUGGAUAAGGUGAUUGAAGCUCAAGACUUGGCCAUUGAACAGUCCAAAGCCGUGAUUGCUGCGCUGGACCGGUUGAUUCAAAAUUUCGAUACUCUUCCUUCCAGGAGAAUUGAAGCGCUUCUUCCUGGAAGUUCUGUGGAAAUGCUCGCAACUAUUCUACAAUCGUUCAACGCAGUCAACAGCCAUGAGCAAGAUGCCCAGAAACAGAUUAUAAAGAAUGCUGAAAAGACAAGAGUGGUCGCCAACGCAGCUAAGAUGAUGUUAGCAGAUCGUGAAAAGCGUUAUUUGCUUCUUUAUUUCGUUACGCCUAUUGCCUCAAGAGGAUGUGGUGUAGAAAUUGGUAACUAUACUGGUCUUGCGGCAACCCAACGAACCGCGCGAACUUGGGCUGCAAAGUUUGCAAUGGAGGAGAUGUUUAGGGUCGGUGAGAUUGAUCGCUGGUGGGAGGCUGAUACCGCUGAAGUGGAUGGGGUAAUGGCGAUAGAUCUUGGCUCUCUUUUUUAA